CCGCAGGGCGGUGCAGAAGGUGAUAAAGCGCAGUCACGCUCGCACUGCCACAGCUCCAGAGAAACCUUCUCAGAAAUUUGCUACGGCGAUCCAGGAUUUGGCUGUCCAGAAGCCACGUAAUGAAGGAGAAGAAGAACUUUCCUGGUUCGUUGCUGAUGCUUCAAAACUUAAUCCCGCGUUGUUCCAAAAACACAUUGAAGCUUUAGGCUUGAGCGGGGCAAACGUGAUAUGUCCGGGCUCGCAUCAAAGAGCCAAUAGGCCCGGUGGAAGAUACUGCGCCUGGUCCAGGCAUCAUGUGCACGCUGGAGCAACACUCCCGCUACACACCUAUUUCCAGUCUGUAGCAGAUUACUUCAACGUCUCCCCAUUCCAGAUCGCACCGAAUGGGAUCCAAGCACUCUAUGCGUUGUACAUCCUUUACUUUCUGCAUGGUUGGGACGAGCCCACCCCUCAUGAGGUGCAUUACCUGUUUGAUCUUAGGACCAAUCCUUCCCACAACAACACAGGCUUCUUCCACUUCUAUCAUAGGCAAAGGGGGGUUACUUAUCUCAAUGGUAUUUCUCACAAAUCAAACCCCGGGAAGUAUCAUAAAGAAUACUUCCUUACAUUAGACAUUGAGGCCAACAACUUGGCCUUUACACGCUCGGGUCCAUUCGAGCGACCAUUACCUACUAAAUGGAUGUUUAAGCGGGCCCAGAAGUUGGCUAACAUGAGUCUUAAAGAGAAAGAUGUGAAAAAAUUGGUCACUUUGGACCUCCUUCAGAUGGUGGGCCUGGUGCCGUGUGACCAAGAUUUGGCGGUGGAAAGUACCACCGGGGAGAACGACACUACCGAUCAGUCCAACGCGGGAACGGAGCUAGUGACUGAUCAGCUUUGUCCUGGACCUUCUCCGCUUUCUCGUAGACCUGGCGACUUAGUCAUUAGGGAGCCCGAACCUCAGCGCAGGUCUACUAUUCCUGCUCACCCUGGGAAAGGAAAGGUUAUCCAGGUUGAGGGGAACUUAGCUCAUCCUCGGACGACGAGGAUGAGUUCCUCGACGAGAUCCUCAAUGCAGAUUCAGACAUGUUCAGAGAGUGCGUUGCUUCAAAGAGGAAAAUUGGUGAUGGAAGUGGCUCUAUGCCUCCGCAGAAGAUUCAGAAGGUAGUACCGCCCAGUCAAGGGAGGCAAACUGAGGGACCGACUACACUUCCGCCACUGACUCCCUCUUCGCUUCCUCCUUCUGCGAGCCUAACUCCUACUCACCAGGGUAGCUCGAGUGAGGUCUUUCAUGCUGUUAGUGACCUAGGCAAGGGACUUCUUGAGGAGAUCGGCCAUGAUGCUUCAAUGCUCCAAAGCUUAGAAUCCUACCCUCGGCUUAGCGUUGAAGUUGUCUUGAAAAGAGGGCUUACUCAACUGAUGAAGUCGCUUGUCACCAUCGGUCAGGCUCAGCUCCGAGCGGUAGACUACAAGGAGUUGAUCAAGGUGCUAAACGAUCAACUGGUGGAGGCCAAAUCCAAGCUGGAGCAAGCAGAGAGAACCGUAGCUGAACGGGAUGAGUCUCUCAAGAAGCUUUCUGAUGAGAACCAGCAGCAGGUUCAAAACAACAACUCCUUGACAGCCCAACUGGAGAAGCUGUCCCUCGAGAACAAGGGGUUAGCUCGAGAUAAUGAGAAACUGAUCCACGAAAAUGAAGAGUUGAAACAAGAAAAGGAGCUUGAUUUGAUUCGCUUUGAAGAAGCCAAUUUCGACUGCUUUUAUAAGGUCUGGAAGCUGAACAAACCUCUCAAUCUUGAUUGUUUCUCCAAGGAGGCUCAGGCAGAGGAGCUUGCCAGAUGUGAAGCAAGGGCCGUUGAAGAAGCUGCCAAUCCUCCUGCACUCACUCCCGCCUCCUCUGCUUUAUCAUUCCGAGCGAGAGGGGCCGCUGAUGCCGAGGAGGGGGUCAAUCAACCCACUAGAGGAGCACGCCAGUGACUCCCUCUCAUAGUUCAUCAUAAUUUGCUUUAUUUUGUAUUUUGUUGCUCAAACUAGUGAGUUAUUUUGACACUUAGCACUUUACUCUUUCUUUGUCGACAACUUUAAACUUUUAAGUUUUUAUUGUACAUAGUAAAGUUCUUAGAUGCCUUUAAUUUCACAUGAGUAUUUAGUUUUCUAACUUAGGAAUUUUUACAAUCCCAUAAGUCCAUACUAAAUAUACUUUCUCAUGCUCUU
Molecule: messenger RNA, 2187 nt
Organism: Humulus lupulus (European hop)
Lineage: Eukaryota; Viridiplantae; Streptophyta; Magnoliopsida; Rosales; Cannabaceae
Exons: 3
Coding region: 1063-1950 (295 amino acids)
Source: RefSeq, a predicted model, not a curated record